AUGUCACAGAACCGGCCUGGGGUAUUCUCGAGUUUGCGCAUGGGUGAAGUCGUCCGUGAGAAGGUCCAGGAUGGACUAACAGGGGAGACCAAGGAAAUUUCGUACUCGCAGUGUAAGAUCGUUGGCAAUGGAUCGUUUGGGGUGGUCUUCCAGACAAAGAUGAUGCCCAGCGGCGAGGACGCUGCUAUUAAACGUGUCCUACAAGACAAACGCUUCAAGAACCGUGAGUUACAAAUAAUGCGGAUUGUCCGCCAUCCCAACAUUGUAGAGUUGAAAGCUUUCUAUUACUCCAAUGGUGAAAGGAAGGACGAAGUGUAUUUGAACCUCGUUCUGGAAUACGUACCAGAAACAGUUUAUCGAGCAUCUCGAUAUUUCAACAAGUUGAAGACUACGAUGCCCAUGUUGGAGGUCAAGCUUUACAUAUAUCAAUUGUUUCGUUCUCUGGCAUACAUUCAUUCACAGGGCAUCUGCCAUCGUGAUAUCAAACCUCAAAACCUCUUGCUUGACCCAAGCACUGGUAUCUUGAAGCUAUGUGAUUUUGGCUCUGCCAAGAUCUUAGUUGAGAACGAGCCCAAUGUUUCGUAUAUCUGCUCCCGCUAUUAUCGUGCACCCGAAUUAAUUUUUGGCGCAACAAAUUACACUACGAAGAUUGAUGUGUGGUCUACUGGUUGUGUAAUGGCCGAGUUAAUGCUGGGGCAACCACUUUUUCCAGGUGAAUCUGGGAUUGAUCAACUGGUGGAGAUCAUUAAAGUCCUUGGUACUCCCACUCGGGAGCAGAUUCGCACUAUGAACCCCAACUACAUGGAGCACAAAUUCCCGCAGAUCAAGCCACACCCUUUCAACAAAGUUUUCCGGAGAGCUCCUCAUGAGGCAAUUGAUUUGAUCUCCGCCUUGCUGGAAUAUACACCAACGCAGCGACUGUCAGCCAUUGAAGCGAUGGUUCACCCAUUCUUUGAUGAACUCAGGGAUCCUAGCACUCGGCUGCCUGAUUCCCGUCACCAGAAUGUGCCAUCACGAGAGCUCCCUAAUCUGUUUGAUUUCUCUCAACAUGAACUUUCUAUCGCACCGGCCAUGAACAGUCGGCUUAUUCCUCCUCAUGCACGCCCUGCCCUCGAAGCCCGCGGGAUAGAUAUCGAUAACUUUACACCCCUAACGAAAGACGAAAUGAUGGCACGCCUUGAUUGA
Aspergillus pseudotamarii is the source of this 1185-nucleotide messenger RNA. Its product is annotated as GSK family serine/threonine-protein kinase. The transcript has 7 exons. The record is from RefSeq and is a predicted model, not a curated record. Gene Ontology annotation, molecular function: protein serine/threonine/tyrosine kinase activity; ATP binding; protein serine/threonine kinase activity. Bases 1 to 1185 code for a protein of 394 amino acids. Lineage: Eukaryota; Fungi; Ascomycota; Eurotiomycetes; Eurotiales; Aspergillaceae. Gene Ontology annotation, biological process: protein phosphorylation; signal transduction. Gene Ontology annotation, cellular component: cytoplasm.